Molecule: messenger RNA, 1885 nt
Organism: Rhopalosiphum maidis (corn leaf aphid)
Lineage: Eukaryota; Metazoa; Arthropoda; Insecta; Hemiptera; Aphididae
Exons: 9
Coding region: 402-1838 (478 amino acids)
Source: RefSeq, a predicted model, not a curated record
AUAAUAUUAUUAUUCGUUGUAUAAUGUUUAAAAUAUAUUGUAUUACUUAAUAAUUGUUAAUUUACUUUAUUCAUUAUGUUGGAGAAUUUAUAAUGAUAUUUUUUUAAUAAUGAUUUCUUAUUAGCUGCAACCUGAGAUUCCUAGGCCAAAAUUCGUUGAGUUAAUUUACAGAUUUCAAUUCGUCAGUUUGUUAUUAUAAUUAUAGUGUUACACAGAUCGUUGUUAGUUUAAAUCUCUGAAACUGUGUAUUUAGAUUUCAGGAUUGUUUGUUUUGCGUGUUAUCAUAUUCAACCAAUUAUGUACAUUUUAAUUUAUUUUAAUAGGUAGCGAGAUUCCACUUUAUUAGUUACCAAUAGGUAAACAGAGUACAUUGAGUACAACAUUAUUUCAAUAACUUAACUAUGGAUGAUUUUUUGCGAAUGGUGACUUCAGAUUUUGAACAUAUAGCAUCUAGUACUGGGUUUCGAUUCAAUCAAUAUAGUGGAUCGGUAGACUGGGAAUAUUUAGAAGAAUUUGUCAUUAAUGAUAUAGUUGAUAAAGCCGAUGUAAAGAGUUUGUCAAUGCUUGUAGCCAGUGUUCUUGGUUACAAUAUUGAGAAAAUGAGUGUGUCAAAAAAAAUAUUUCGUCUUUCACAAUUGAUAAUAGACUUUUUGUUGCAUUACAAAAAACAUUCGACUUUUAAGUUCAAUGACAAAGUAGAUUCAAUGGCACUUUGUGAGUUGUGUGGAAAGAUGUUCAUGGAUAUUUCUUAUUUGAAAUAUCAUUGUUUCCGUCGACAUAAACUCAACUCAUGCACUUUUACAAGUUCGCCCGAAAAUGAAGAUGUUGAUAAUUUAAAAUUAGAAAUCCUUCAACUUCAAACUCAAUUGAAAGAAAUUACAUCAACUUUUGAGAAUAAAUUAAAAAAUACUAAAAUGUACAUUGAUGAACAUGAUCUAAAUAACUGUAGUUCUGUUCAUAAAAAUAAAUUAUCAUAUCAUUUAAUACCUCAACCAGGUGAUAACCCUAUGCAGAUACAAGAAAUGUAUUGGAAACAAAAAUAUGAAAGUUUAGAAGAAAAUUAUAAUAGUCUUAAAAAUGAAUAUGAAAAAUGUCAAAAUUCUACUAAAUCUAAAAUUAAUCAUAAAUAUCAACAGUGUGAUUUUUAUAAGUCUGAAAAAUCCUCAAAAUAUACACAGACAAAUAUUUUAAUUGAAAAUUCAACACCAGUGAGUUCUCCAGAACGACCACCUUGGACAAUUGACGCUAUACCUAUGAAUGAUUCAGACAAAGAUUUUUAUGAGUUAAAGAAACUAAGACUGGAAGCGCGUAUGAAUAUUGAUGAUAACAAUAUUUGUGAAAAUUUAUCAGAGCCUUUAUUGUCUUCUGACUUUGUUGACAGUAUAAAAAUUGUAUUGGUACUUGGUCAGACUCGAGUAAAUGAAUUAUUUAAAAAUGCCUCUUUAAUGGAUUUAGUAAAAUUUGAAAUUAAAGAUUUAGUUAAUAGAAAGUUAGAAGAGUAUUAUAGGUUUAUGGAUGGGAUAGAUGAGAGUGUAGAGCAAGAUAAUUGUUCACAUGAAAUGUUUGAAAAUCAAGAGUCUUCUGAAGCUUCCAUUUGUGAAGACAAUAAAAAAGAACACCAUAGUUUUCUUGAAGUUGAUAUUAAUACAACUUCAGUUAAAAAGAAUAAGACAGUUAUGUCAAAAUUAAAAAAGAAAGCAUUGCGCCUAAGCAGUAUAUUUUCUCCAAGUACAAAAACUAAAAUAAUAGAAGUACAACCAUCCACUAAACAAGACCCUGAAAUUUCUCAGUCAAAUGAACAAUUUAAUAAUGAUAAUGGUAAUGCAUUACUUACUUAAUAAUAUGUAUACAUUAUUAUCAUAAUUUAAAAAAAUAAUAUAAUCAU